Messenger RNA from Knipowitschia caucasica, 669 nucleotides. NCBI's taxonomy places the organism in Eukaryota, Metazoa, Chordata, Actinopteri, Gobiiformes, Gobiidae. The record is from the annotation of a GenBank genome assembly.
AUGCUGAGAGCUGCCAAGAGCUUCUCCACCGGUGUCCGCUGCCCCAUUCGAAUGCAUGCAAUCCCAGAAUUCAAGAAGGUCGAUCGAUGGACUGAGAAGAGGAGUAUGUUUGGAGUUUAUGACAACAUAGGCAUCUUAGGGGAUUUCAAGGCACAUCCGCGAGACCUCAUUCUGGCCCCCUGCUGGUUGAAAGGAUUUAAGGGUAAUGAACUGCAGCGGCUCAUUAGGAAAAAGAGGAUGGUUGGAGACAGGAUGAUGACUCAAGACCGACACGACCUGGAGAAGAGAAUCCGCUUCUUGUCUGCCCCAGAUGCCCAGGCUGGAGCCCCAGGAGCUCCUGGAGCUCCAGGUGCAGAUGGAGCCCCGGGAGGAGGCCCUCCGGCCCCUCCCAACACCAGCAGCAACCGGCGCCUGCAGCAGACACAGGCCCAAGUCGAGGAGGUGGUGGACAUAAUGCGAGUGAAUGUGGACAAGGUUUUGGAAAGAGAUCAGAAGCUCUCAGAGCUGGAUGACAGAGCGGAUGCUCUUCAGGCCGGAGCCUCACAGUUUGAAAGCUGCGCUGCCAAACUAAAGAACAAGUACUGGUGGAAGAACUGCAAGAUGAUGAUCAUGAUGGGGAUCAUUGGAGUCAUUGUAGUUGGCAUCAUAUUCUUGUACUUCUUCUACUGA